AUGGCAAAUCGCCGCAUUUUCGUCAUCGGGGCUACUGGUGCCCAAGGCCUUCCCGUCUGUCGAGGCCUUGCUAGGAAUGGAGGCUACAGCCUGCGCGUCUUGACGCGCGACUCCAGCUCCUCGAGGGCAAAAGAGCUCGCGAAACUCGAAGACGUUGAAUUCAUUGAGGGAACCUUUGCCAACGAAAGCGAUCUGCGCAAGGGAUUCGCUGGGUGCUGGGGGGCCUUUGUCAACAUCGAUGGCUUCAACUGUGGCGAGAAGACCGAGACGUACUGGACGAUCCGCUGUUACGAGUUGGCAGUGGAGCUCGGGAUCAAGUUCUUUGUCUUUGGUAACCUUGACUACGGUUACAAAAAAAGCGGCUAUAAUCCCAAGUUUCGAAGCGGGCACUACGACGGCAAGGGGCGUCUAGCUGAGUGGAUGCUGCAGCAGAGGAAAGGCAACAACAUGGGCGUCGCCAUUUUCACCACUGGCCCUUACAUUGAGAUGGCCAUCUCCUCCAAGACGAUCAUGACACCACGGGUUGAAGGUGGGAUUGUCACAUGGAGAGUUCCCCUAGGUGCUGGCGCAGUUCCACAUGUCGCCCUCGAUGAUUGCGAACACUAUGCCCGUUGGCUCUUUGACCACCCCGAAAGAUCUGAUGGGAUGGAUCUGGAGGUGGCAAUUGACCACAUUCACUACGCAGAUCUGGCCGAGGCGUUCGAAAGGGUCACGGGGAAGCCAGCUCAGUACAUCGACACCCCCAUGGACGUCUAUUUCGACCACAUCCCAAUCUCUAGUCAACCUGCCGGAUACAACGCUGACCCCACGGACCCAGCAACGAUGUCUUUCAGGGAUAACUUUUCAGGUUUCUGGACAUUGUGGGCGAACUCUGGGGGCAACAAGGGAGUCAUCAAGCGUGACUACGCGCUUCUGGACGAGAUACACCCAAAGAGAAUCAAGACUGCGGAGGAAUUUUUCCGCAAAGAGAACGAGAGGCGUCGUCUUGCUGGCCUUGGGGGUCUAUUUGAUGCCAUUGAGGGGAAUGACCUUCCAUCUAUCUUGAAACAAGGUGAAGACAAUCGACAGGGAAAAUUGUAA
Molecule: messenger RNA, 1080 nt
Organism: Colletotrichum orchidophilum
Lineage: Eukaryota; Fungi; Ascomycota; Sordariomycetes; Glomerellales; Glomerellaceae
Product: NmrA-like family protein
Exons: 1
Coding region: 1-1080 (359 amino acids)
Source: RefSeq, a predicted model, not a curated record